UCUUCCUAUCGAGUCGAGGCCAGCAAGCACGUAUCGACGCAUCUUCCUGCUCCUAGCACGCAUCGGAGAGGCAGACGGAGGGAGGCGAGGCGGCGGACCGGCGGGCGGCGGCCACGAGCCCACGACCAGCACGCCCCGACGCCCGCGUUGCCCAGAAGCUGGGGCCGGCGGCCACGACACGCGCGGACGGGCGGACGGCGGAACACGCGCGGACGGCCCAAACCCUAGCGGACGGCAGCCGGCGUCCGGCGAAGUUUGGGCGGGGGCGCGGGGCUGAGCAGCGCGCCGGCCUCUGUGCACAGGAGAGAGGAGCGCCGGCCUGCCAGGCUGCCAGUGAGCAUCGGGAAUUCGGGUUCGGGAUCGCCAACGUGACAGCGUCGUUCUUCGGUGGCAUGAUUCGGAGGGUCGACCCGAAUUGCCUCCCGCCCUCCCCUCACAUACCCUUCGCAUACGAGCAGCCUCCUGAGUCCCGACGUUGCCUGCUGGCUCCGGCGACCAGGCCCGGCCGGCGACGGUGUCCUCGGUAUCAAGUACGCAGCUGAGGCCACUUAGAGAUCGCUUCGUGAACAGGAGGAGAGAUCGGGAGAAGAGAUGACGAGGCCAUCGGAUUCGACAUCGAUCUCCACACAACACACGGACCCUGGCCCGGGUAUGGAGAAUCCGUAUGAACGAAGUAGAGAAGACAGAGAAAUAGGAGCGCAACCCAUUUAUGCCUUGCCAUCGAACGAUUGGGGUAUCAUGUUCUACAUCAGGAUGGAUCACUCGGGAUCUUUCCACACAUAUCCUCGUGUUGGUGGGCCAUUUCAGAGCCUCCAGGAAGCUCAAGAUGGUAUCGAGUGCUAUCUGAUUGAGCGCGAGGAUCCAAAAAUGUUCCUGGGUGCGGUGUCUGAUAUUGAGAUGCGUUCAAUACGUCGUAAAUAUUGGCCUGAUGGCACAAGGAAGAUGCCUCCAGAAUUUUAUCCAGUGGACAUAACCCGUAAUUGGAUGCAUCAGUUGGCUCAAUCUUUGGUGGACAAGCAUAAUGAGGAUCACAAUCUUGUGGAGGAUCUUGCAUAUCAGCUCAAAAAAGUUGUGUGCAUCCAAUCGAUUUGUGAGGUUGAUGUCUUUACCUGGUGCUAUCACAUCAAUUUCACUGCACAGGCCAAAGGAGUUGGUUCCAUUGAAGAUCUAUUCUUUGCCGAACUAAUAUCUAAGGGAGAAGGAGAACUUGAGGAAUUGGUGCCCAGCUGUCUGCGCAUGCUUACACCUAUUGACAAUGGUACCUGCCAUGGCUGUAUCAACAAUGGAAGCGGUGAUCAUAUGAGGCAUCCCAAAGACCCUUCUGCAUACACUGGUGGUCACGUGAGGGAUGCAUUUUUGCCUUUUGGCGGAUCUGUAUUACCACCCGUGGCAUACUCUGAGCCCCCACCUGUCCAUGACUUUGACUUUGCAGCAGCUGAGGAAACUAGGCUACGUAACCUAUUCACGGGUCCUAAAGCACAUAUUUACGAGAAAUACACGAGGCCCCCUCAGGGCUCUGCACUUAUUCCUGAAGAAUGAUGCAGGAGUGUCUAGCUCUGUGUGACCCCUGAAGUGAAAGAUGUCAUCCCCUUUUGGACUGAAUGUCUAUUUCGCCAUCAGAUAAAUUUCAGAGUUAUUAAUCUUGGCAACUUGUAGACCGAGUAGUCGGUAUUUCGUGUUGAUACCAAGUUGCUUCGAGAUUAAUGUACCUAUUUAGUAUUUACAACUAUCUAUGUACUUUUUUUAGGGAAUCACUAUGUAUGUACUUUACUAGGCUCUGCUAAUUCUAUGGUUUUAAUCUCAAAAAAAGAUCUAUGGUCUUAAUUAUACAGGUUCAAAAGUAUAACAUUCCGAUACUAUAUUUUCCUAUUCCUAAAGAAAUCCUGCGUUGAUGAUGUCCA
Lolium perenne is the source of this 1901-nucleotide messenger RNA. The record is from RefSeq and is a predicted model, not a curated record. NCBI's taxonomy places the organism in Eukaryota, Viridiplantae, Streptophyta, Magnoliopsida, Poales, Poaceae.